AUGAUGCGUGCCUUUGCGCGAGCCAUCUCGCGCCGCCAGUACAAUGCUCACCGGCAGUUACUUAACCCAAGACACCACAGGAAGUUCGCCUCCGUCAAUGGGCCAAAUGUCAAAGGUCUCACAGUCAUUGAUCACCACUAUGAUGCAAUCGUGGUGGGAGCCGGGGGCGCUGGCCUUCGAGCUGCCGUAGGACUCACGGAAGCCGGACUCAAGACCGCAUGCGUAUCGAAGCUCUUCCCUACCCGUUCACACACCGUCGCUGCGCAAGGUGGAAUCAACGCUGCGCUUGGGAAUAUGACUGAAGACGAUUGGCGUUGGCACAUGUAUGAUACCAUCAAGGGGUCAGAUUGGCUCGGCGACCAAGACGCGAUACACUACAUGACGCGCGAGGCCGUCCCAGCAGUCGUCGAACUCGAGAAUUACGGCAUGCCAUUCAGCCGGACGAACGAAGGCACCAUCUACCAACGAGCAUUGGGCGGCCAAUCGCUCAAAUACGGGAAAGGCGGGCAGGCCUACAGAACGGCAUGUGCAGCAGAUCGUACCGGGCAUGCAAUGCUACAUACGCUAUACGGACAGAGUCUCAAGGAAGGAGUGCAGUUCUUCAUUGAGUGGUUUGCGCUCGACUUGAUGAUGAGCGAGGGCAAGUGCGUGGGCAUAACAGCGCUGAAUAUGGAAGAUGGCACAACUCACAGAAUCUUUGCCCGGAACACGGUGCUGGCUACUGGCGGAUACGGAAGAGCAUACUUCAGUGCAACGAGCGCGCAUACAAGUACUGGCGAUGGGAGCGCAAUGGUCUCAAGAGCAGGACUGCCGCUCCAGGACAUGGAAUUUGUGCAGUUUCACCCUUCUGGCAUCUAUGGCGCAGGCGUCUUGAUCACAGAAGGCGCUCGCGGCGAAGGCGGCUAUCUCCUCAACAGCGAAGGCGAACGGUUCAUGGAGCGCUAUGCCCCUACCGCCAAAGACCUGGCAUCUCGCGACGUCGUCUCUCGCUCUAUGAAUCUCGAGAUCCUAGAAGGCCGCGGCUGUGGGCCGAACAGGGACCACAUACAUCUCCAGCUCUCCCAUUUACCAAAGGACGUCAUCAUGGAACGCCUGCCUGGAAUCGCGGAAACAGCAGGAAUCUUCGCCGGCAUCGAUAUCACGAGAGAACCAAUACCGGUGUUGCCAACAGUGCAUUACUGUAUGGGCGGUAUACCGACGAAUUAUCAUGGACAGGUGCUGGAUGUAGACGCCAAGAGUGGGAAAGAAGCGGUUGUCGACGGUCUCUAUGCUGCAGGUGAGGCCGCAUGCGUCAGCGUUCAUGGCGCAAACCGGCUGGGAGCAAAUUCCUUGCUCGACAUUGUAGUAUUUGGCCGCGCAACAGCACUGCACAUCUCUGCGAAUCACUCCCCAUCUGCGCCUCAUACUCCAGCCCCCGAAAACGUCGGCCUCGACUCCAUCAGCGAGAUAAACACGUUCCUAGACACGAACGGAACCACACCCACCGCCGCUUUACGAAACGACAUGCAAGCUACCAUGCAAUCCACGACGGCCGUAUUUCGUACCCACGACUCAUUAUCCAAAGGUAACACACAACUCAGCGACAUCGAGAACAAAUAUACCACCGACCUCCGCGUCACAGACCGGUCCCUGAUAUGGAACUCCGAUCUUAUCGAGACACUCGAACUGCGCAACCUUCUUACCAAUGCUUCGCAGACGAGCAAGGCGGCAUUGACAAGGACAGAAAGUAGAGGCGCGCAUGCGAGAGACGACUUCAAAGAGAGGGAUGACGAAUACUGGAUGAAGCAUAGUCUGACGUGGCAGGGCAAUGUUGGUCAGGAAGUCACGUUUGGUACAAGGGCGGUACAGAUGGCGACGUUGGAUGAGAAGGAAGCGGCGAGUGUGCCACCUAUGAAGCGCUCGUAUUGA
Alternaria novae-zelandiae is the source of this 1908-nucleotide messenger RNA. Its product is annotated as succinate dehydrogenase flavoprotein subunit. Gene Ontology annotation, molecular function: succinate dehydrogenase (quinone) activity; flavin adenine dinucleotide binding; electron transfer activity. The coding region runs from base 1 to 1908 and encodes 635 amino acids. Gene Ontology annotation, biological process: tricarboxylic acid cycle; mitochondrial electron transport, succinate to ubiquinone. The record is from RefSeq and is a predicted model, not a curated record. NCBI's taxonomy places the organism in Eukaryota, Fungi, Ascomycota, Dothideomycetes, Pleosporales, Pleosporaceae. The transcript has 5 exons.